AUGAAAGACCAGCGAGUCCAGGUGCCUGCAUCGCCCUCGCAGUCCCAAGCAAACGCGUUUUCGGCUCUCUUUGCACCUUCUGACAAGAACUCCCUCUCCAGCUUUGCCUACAACCCUUCGAAACCGGCAUCCAAUGGACAGAGACCCUCGGCAGCAACUCCCGCAGCCUUCACUGAAGAGCAGAAGCAGCGCCUGCAACGACUGAAGCCCAUGUUCAACCAGCUGCCCCUCGUCAAGCUGAGAGAAGCAGUUGCUAACAGCACCGAUUUCGACCGAGCUGUGGCAUACCUUCGACGACAGGGUAGCAUUCCAUCUUCUUCUAUAAACUCCGCGCCAACCCAUCGAAAGCCUGCUUCACUGGUCAAUCCGUUGGCUUUCCUCAACCCUUCUGUCACCACCAAGCCUGCCCCUCUGUCAACCAAACGGGAGGUUUCCAAGUCCAAGAGUAUCAGAGAGAAAUGGAAAAAGGAGGAGCCUAAAGCUGAGGACGAUCUCGUUGUCAUGGAAGACAAGCCUAGUGCACCCAAGAGAAGGCUGGUGCAGGCAAAAGACCGAGCAGGAUAUACCCCUCAGCCCACACGGUCUCCCACUCCAUUGUCUCCUGUGUCCAUUUCUCGAGACACUCCCAUGGAUAUCGAUGAAGCAGAGGCCGACGAAUCUGACGACUUCUCUGAGAAGGAAGAUGUCGACCCUGGCUUCGAUCUCAGAGUGUUGGAGUUCCUCAACACCUCUUCUCAGAGAGACCUCAUCGACCUGUCGUCGUGUUCCCAGAAGGUCGGUGAGCUCAUGGUCAAGAACCGACCCUACAAGAACCUGCUGCAGGCCCAAAACGUUGAGUUUUCUGACUCGGAAUCCUCAUCUACUGAGAAGAAGCGGGGACGAGGAGGCCGAAAGCGAAACGCCGGAGAACGUAUUGUUGAUGCCGUCUCCGCUACUCUUCGAGGCUACGAGGCGGUGGACUCGUUGAUCCAGAAGUGUGACGUCUUGGGUAACCAGGUGGCUGCCGAUAUCAAAUCUUGGGGUGUGGAUAUUUUUGGAGCUAAGGACGGAGAGGGUGUUGACAUUACAGACAUAGACGAGGACGUUGUCAAGAAGUCGACGGUCAAGUUCCUCACCGAGAAGCCCUCUAUUCUCAGUGACGAUCUUGUUCUGAAGGACUACCAGCAGGUUGGAAUCAACUGGCUGUAUCUGCUCUACAAGAAACGGCUAUCUUGCAUUCUGGCCGAUGAGAUGGGUCUCGGAAAGACCUGCCAGGUCAUCUCUUUCAUGGCUCUGCUGAAGGAGCAAGGAGAACACGAGGGUCCCCAUCUUGUCGUGGUGCCUUCUUCGACACUGGAAAACUGGCUGCGAGAGUUCCAGAAAUUCGCACCCUCUCUAGUUGUCGAGCCUUACUAUGGCUCCCAGAACGAACGCGCCGAGAUGCGAGAGACUCUGUCCGACCCCGAGAAUAAAUACGACGUCAUUGUGACCACCUACAACCUGGCUUGUGGCACCAAAUUCGAUGUGUCCUUCCUAAAGUCCAUCAAAUUUAAUUGCUGUGUUUACGAUGAGGGCCAUAUGCUGAAGAACUCUCAGACUGACCGAUACAACAAGCUAAUGCGACUCAAGGCCAAUUUCCGACUUUUGCUGACAGGUACUCCUCUGCAGAAUAACCUCCGGGAGCUUGUGUCUCUGCUUGCAUUUAUCAUUCCGUCUCUAUUUGAUGGUUGUAAGGACGAUUUGGCAGAGAUAUUCAAGCACAAGGCCACCACUAAUGACGCCUCUUCACACAUGCCUCUCUUGUCACAGCAGCGAGUUAACCGUGCAAAGACAAUGAUGACUCCAUUCAUUCUGCGACGAAAGAAGGAGCAGGUGCUGAAGCAUCUGCCUCCCAAGACUCACGAAGUCGCAUACUGCCAUCUUUCUCCUGAUCAACAGGCCAUUUACGACGAGCAGAUGGAGCGAAUGAGACAGAUGCGACGAGACAGAGCUGCUGGCAAGCCUUCCUCUCGAGUUGGAAACCCCCUCAUGCUUCUACGUAAGGCGGCUCUUCAUCAUCUGCUUUUCCGACGAAAGUUCGACGAUGACACUCUCAAGAGCAUGUCCAAGGAGAUCAUGAAGGAGGAGCGGUACUACGAUGCUAACCGAGACUACAUCCGAGAGGAUAUGGAGGUCAUGAGCGACUUUGAGCUAAACAGAUUAGCUCUCCAGUUCCCCAGCAUCGAGAAGUAUGCUCUGGAAGAGGAGCCAUGGAUGGACGCUGCCAAGGUUAAGAAGUUGGCCGAGAUGCUGCCUAUCAUGAAGGAAAACAAUGAUAGAGUCCUCAUUUUCUCGCAGUUCACCCAGUGCUUGGACAUUCUUGAGUCUGUUCUUAACACUCUGGGAAUUGCAUUUCUCCGCCUGGACGGCCAAACCCCCGUCGAGGCCCGGCAAGACAUGAUCGACAAGUACUAUGAGGAGACUGAUAUCACCGUCUUCCUGCUCUCUACCAAAGCUGGAGGGUUUGGUAUUAACUUGGCAUGUGCUAACACUGUUAUCAUUUUCGAUCUUUCGUUCAACCCUCAUGACGAUAAGCAGGCCGAGGAUCGAGCUCAUCGAGUCGGUCAGACUCGGGACGUCCGAGUCAUUAGACUGGUGUGUAAGGGUACUGUGGAGGAGAAGAUUCUUGAGCUCAACAAUACCAAGCUGGCUCUGGACAAAAGUGUGUCUGGUGAGGGUGGUGAAGAGGAGGCCAAGAAGAACGAGUCCAAGAUCGAGGAGAUGCUGAUGGCGGAUGACGAGUAG
Molecule: messenger RNA, 2763 nt
Organism: Yarrowia lipolytica CLIB122
Lineage: Eukaryota; Fungi; Ascomycota; Dipodascomycetes; Dipodascales
Cellular component (GO): nucleus
Molecular function (GO): ATP binding; ATP-dependent chromatin remodeler activity; DNA binding
Source: RefSeq, a predicted model, not a curated record